Drosophila suzukii is the source of this 3440-nucleotide messenger RNA. It is a transcript of the gene iPLA2-VIA, whose product is annotated as calcium-independent phospholipase A2 VIA. Gene Ontology annotation, biological process: lipid metabolic process; positive regulation of ceramide biosynthetic process. Gene Ontology annotation, cellular component: mitochondrion. Lineage: Eukaryota; Metazoa; Arthropoda; Insecta; Diptera; Drosophilidae. The record is from RefSeq and is a predicted model, not a curated record. Gene Ontology annotation, molecular function: protein binding.
AACCAACAACACCAUCACUAAAGAAAAGCUGCAAAAAAUCAGUUGUUAUUUUUUAUUGCAAGAAUUUUAAAGUGUUAGAAACUGGAAUUGUGCGAUAAGAAAACCUAAUUUCAGAGCAGUAAAAUGUUCAAUGGUUCACCGCAUCCAUAACCACAUCCCCAUUAGCCAGCUCAUCGCCAUCCGGCGAGCACAAAGUUCAAGUUCAGCAUCCGCAGUCGUCCAAUCCGCGCUGCCCUGAGUCAUGUCGUGGAUGGCCUUUGGAGCCCUGGCCUCCGGUUUCGUUCUUCAGCGCCUGCUGGGUGGCGAUCAGCCGGCCAACAAGGUCUUGGAGAUCAAAAGCGAGUCACUGGGAACGCUCCAAGUGCUGGCCCGCGAUGACGCCAUGGUACUCUUUGCACCGCCCUUCAACAGCAACGACAAACGGGCCAAUUAUGAGAUCAUCCUGCAGCGACCCACCUCGGACUCCAAUACCACAUCCUUCAGUCUGUAUCGGUCGCCAGUGCAGCAGGAGGCCGAGGAGCGCUUUAAUGCUUUCCUACAGAGGCUUCCCGUCUUCGUCAGCAUUGUCAAAGAGUACUACAAUGUAAAUGGCCUGCAGAAGGCCUGCGAUGCUCUGGCCGAAAAUCCCUCCUGGACGCUGUCCCACUUGAUUGCCUACUUCAACCUGGUGGAUUACAUCAGCAAUCCCAAGAUGCUGCAGUGCGUGGAUCAAGCGGAUGCUACCACCCUCAUGUCGCCCUUCCAGCUGGCCAUCAAGCAGGGCCACAUCGAGAUGGUGAAGGUCUUGCUGCCCCUUAGCAAGCUGGAGCACUUGGAUAUUAACAGCAAUUCGGUAUUUCACUAUGCCGCCAGCACCACCAAGGAAAUUAUCAAUCUCGUCACGGAUAAAAGCACAGUGAAUCUAAAUCACCUCAACGCGGAUGGGUAUACUCCUCUGCAUGUCGCCUGCCUCGCCGACAAGCCGGAGAACGUAAAGGCCCUACUCCUGGCUGGCGCCAAUGUCAACAUCAAUGCCAGCAACAUCACCAAGCUGCACAAGACAUCCGCACCCACCACGGUCACCACGUUUCUGCGCACCAAUGUCAGCAAACUGUACACACAGGACAUGAAGUAUGGCGGCACUCCUUUGCACUGGUGCUCCUCCCGUGAAACCCUGCACGCCCUCAUCAUGGAGGGCUGUGAUGUCAACCUAACCAACUUUGAGGGACGCACCGCUCUGCACGUGAUGGUGGCCAGGAAUCGAUUCGAGUGCGUGGUCACUCUGCUGGCUCACGAUGCAGAUAUCGAUGUGCUGGACAAGGAGGGAAACUCACCCCUACACAUUGCCAUCGAGAAGAAGCUGGUGCCGAUUGUCCAGUGUCUCGUGGUCUUCGGGUGUGACAUUAAUCUGAAGAACAAGGAUGGCAAGAGCCCUCGUCACAUGGUAGGCAACGAUGCCAGUGGCAACAAGGAGGAUGAAAUACUCUACAUCCUGCACUCGGUGGGGGCCAAACGCUGCAAGGAGACGGGCUCAAAGUGCCCGCCAGGAUGCAAUGCCAAGGGCAACUACAAUGGCAUACCGCCGGAGGCUCCGGAAUCCGUGGAGCAGCGCGAGCAUAUAGAAAACAUGCUGGCCAGCACCAGUCGGCAAGUGAUGGGCAAUUUCCUCGGCGCGGCGGCCAAUGGAUUACUGGAAAAACCACAACAAGCACAAAAACCUGUUGUGGUCGACACUGAAAAGGAACUAAAGGGUCAGAGCAUUAUGGAUGCCCUGCUGGGCAUGUUCACCACCAAAGUAAACGCGGACGAAAUGAAGAAGGACACCUCCUCGGGCAGUUUGGCCAGUGGUUCUGCUACGCCUGCUUCGAUCAGUCCGGAGCAGCUGCCGUCGCCCACCUCACCCAUUGCCGCUGAGAUAGGCGAUAAGCCCUACGGCCGUGGACGACUGCUCUGCCUGGAUGGCGGUGGCAUUCGUGGCCUGGUCCUGGUUCAGAUGCUGCUCGAGAUCGAAAAGCUUUCGCGGACCCCUAUCAUCCACAUGUUCGACUGGAUUGCCGGCACCAGCACGGGAGGAAUCCUGGCCUUGGCUUUGGGCUGCGGCAAGACGAUGAGGCAAUGUAUGGGCCUAUAUUUGCGCAUGAAAGAGCAGUGUUUCGUGGGCUCUAGGCCCUACAACAGUGAGUUCUUCGAGUCCAUUCUGAAGGACAACCUGGGCGAGUUCAAUGUGAUGACGGAUAUCAAGCACCCAAAGAUCAUGGUCACCGGUGUAAUGGCGGACCGCAAGCCGGUGGAUCUACAUUUAUUCCGCAACUAUACGAGUGCCAGUGAUAUUCUGGGCAUUGUGACUUCCAUAAACAACCGUAGAAUUCCGCCUCCACCGCCGCAUGAGCAGUUGGUCUGGCGUGCUGCCCGCGCCACAGGAGCCGCUCCUUCGUAUUUCCGCGCUUUUGGACGCUUUCUGGAUGGCGGUUUGAUAGCCAACAACCCCACCCUGGACGCCAUGACCGAGAUCCACGAGUAUAAUAUGGCUUUGCGCAGUGCUGGACGCGAGGCAGAGGCCAUACCCGUGUCCGUGGUGAUGUCGCUGGGCACAGGCCACAUUCCGGUAACUGAACUGAAGGACAUAGAUGUCUUCCGGCCGGAAAGCAUCUGGGAUACGGCCAAGCUGGCCUACGGCAUCUCCACCAUUGGCAAUCUCCUGGUGGACCAGGCCACCUGCUCCGAUGGAAGAGUGGUGGACAGAGCUCGAGCCUGGUGCAGCACCAUAGGCAUACCCUACUUCAGGUUUAAUCCCCAACUGAGCGAGGACAUCGCCAUGGAUGAAAAGGAUGACCAGAAGCUGAUCAACAUGCUGUGGCACACCAAGGCGUAUAUGCACGCCAAUCGGAACAAGAUCAUCGAGACGAUCAACUUCCUGAAAUAGCAUGCAAGACGGAUUUAGACCGCAUUUGCUGUAGCGAUCUCUUCCUAAAGGGAUCCUUUCGACUCGUGUCUGUGUACUUUAGAUUGGUUUCAGCCCUUUCAUUUUCGUUAAGCACCUUUUCAGCGGUCUAAAUCAGCCCACUAACUGGGACUUCCCCUCCCAAUAACACCGAAAUCCGCCCCACCCUCCAGCCUGAAAAAAGGAAUCUGAGUUUUCUACUCCCCCAAACUGGAAAAUGGCGUUCCCUGUCUGCGUUCUUUGAUUUUCCCACUUCCGAGGCUUUAUCUCCAGGAUUAUACCAAACGAAUUACGCUUUGCAUGUUGUGUUAUUGGAUUUAAGAUCGUACUUUAAUUUCGAAAUUCGUUUAAUUUUUGUAUUUUAAAACCCAUGUAUUUUAUGUAACCCUCCAGUUGAAUUGCGAGUUGAAUCGUAUAAUGUAUAAUGGAUAUGUAACAAACAUUCCGUGCCGCUUUGUUAGAAAAUGAAUAAUGUAAUGUAAUCGAGCACGAAUUUUUGAAUAAAACUUUUUAAGUGUUU